Molecule: messenger RNA, 876 nt
Organism: Aspergillus tubingensis
Lineage: Eukaryota; Fungi; Ascomycota; Eurotiomycetes; Eurotiales; Aspergillaceae
Exons: 2
Coding region: 1-876 (291 amino acids)
Biological process (GO): phosphorelay signal transduction system; regulation of DNA-templated transcription; peptidyl-histidine phosphorylation
Cellular component (GO): plasma membrane
Molecular function (GO): protein histidine kinase activity; ATP binding; oxidoreductase activity
Source: RefSeq, a predicted model, not a curated record
AUGAUUGUAUCCAUUUCCAAUGGCCAAUCCUCGGUUGGGAAGGGACGUGAUGUCCCUACAACACUAAACUAUAUAUUCCCGCCUGGCCGUGAAGGAUUAAAACCUAUCGACGCCGAUAUACCCGAGGCUCAGCGGCGUUUCGCUAAACGCGAGGGUAUCAACGAUGUGAGAGACGUUGUAAUCAAGGAUAUUCGUGGUAAAGAGCACGAAUUCACCUUAGAUGUUCAAGGCUUUCAAUACGUUAAACAUGAGAUUGUGGGGGUUACAGAUUGGCAUGACGCCGCUCAGAUAAAACAAAUAAUUCAGUCCGCUACAGAAGAGCUGGUCAAGCGACUAACCGGCGGAUCCGAAGUCGUCGUAUAUCUCACUCGCACCAGAUUUGAGGGUAACGAAGUCGGGAACCAAAUGAGCACCCCGAACUCUCCUUCGCAUGGUGUUCAUUCAGACAUGACGCGUGCAUCUUGCCGGACUGUUCUAAAGGAUGUCCUUACCGAAGAUGAGAUUGAGCGGCUUCUUAGCCAUCCCUUUGUCGUUGUCAACGUCUGGAGACCCAUCAAAACAGUUCAAAGAGAUCCUCUUGCGGUGUGUGACUGGCGAUCUGUUGACCCUGCCACAGACAUCGUCCCAGAUCGCAGAAUCAUUUCCGACCAUGUAGUCGAGUUUGGCUUGCCUGUCUACAACGAGAAGCAUGACUGGUAUUAUCUUAGCGAGCAGCAGCCGGAUGAGCCGCUCAUCUUUAAGCAGCUAGGCAGUGAUGCUGCAUCUAGCGUAACACUGCUUCACUCUGCAUUUGUGGACCCUGAACAUAUCAAUGGCCCUCCACGGGAGAGUAUUGAGAUGAAGUGCUUUGCGUUCUUCACUGAGAGGACUUCUUGA